CUUUGUUUCCAUUUUUGGUGUGUGGUGGAGGGAACAGGGAGGCCUAGAACCUGUACCCAGGGACAGACAUCAAAAAUAAUUAGAGAAGGGAGUGAGGGAAACAGCAUUAAAAACACCCAGGUAUCCUAUAGGAGGUGACCCCUGAACAGGGAGGGUGAAGGACCCAACUUUGGACCCUCUGCCAGAAAAAACCAUCCCAGGGAUUGAAAGGAAACAGAACAAAACCAGGACAAACAACCUGGAAGGAAGUGACCAGAAGAAAUGGUAUCCACCAGGCCCCGCCCACAUUGGGACAGAAGCUUCCCUCAGAGACUUUUGUCCAUUCCAUCCUGCUGGCUGGCUGAAUAGAACCUGGAGAGGGGUGAUACUGAUUGACCAUCUGAUAUCCUGAACCUAGAGUACGAAAGCAUGGAUCAUCCUGACGAAGAUAUGACGUACGAAAAAAUGCAGCAUGAUGUGAAAAUGUUUUUGACAGACUUUCCCAUGACAAAACUGCAGCUAGAAGAGCACAUCCAAGACCUUUAUUGCACAGCAGACAAAAUCGAGAAGAUUCACAAGGACUGCACCAUCGCCGGUGUUGUAGCUGGCUCUACUGGUGUUGUCUCUGGCAUCCUGACCGUAAUCGGGUUUGCUCUUGUACCUGUAACAGCAGGAGGGAGCUUGAUCCUCUCUCUAACUGGGAUGGGGCUGGGAGCAGCAGCUACUGCCACUGGUAUUUCUGCAAGCAUUAUUGAUAAUGUGAGCGCCUCACAGGGGAGGGCGAAGUUAGACAAUGUUGAGGGAAGGACAGGUGACAUCUUGGAAGCUCUAUGUAAAAACGUAAAUGGAAUUCUUCCGGCAGUGGGGAGGUUGAGUAAAAUCUUCAAAAAUAUUGUCCCAAACUUCCGUGCCUUCAGCCUGGUCAAAGCCAAGCCAGGCUUGAGCAAGACUUUUCAGGGCACGCUACUGGCCAUGACCAAAGGAGCCAGGAUAAGGGGUGCGGCGCUUACAGGCGUUUUUGUUCUAAUGGACAUAGUCACCAUCGUGCAAGAUUCAGUUCAUUUGUCCAAAGGGGCAAAGGCUCCAACAGCAGAAGAACUGAGAGAGAAAGCUCAGCAUUUAAAAGAGAAACUGCAGGCUCUUUCCGAGGUUUAUGAGACCCUGCUGGAAAUGGAGACUCAGUUGACAACCUAAAAGCCGUGGGCCAGGGCAGUCUAUGGACAAUGGAUGAGGGUGUCCCAGGAGAGGAAUAAAGGGAACUUUACUUUAGGCUCAAGUUUUUAGAAACAGUUGUCAGGGAGAAAAGAGAAAACAGAAAGAUCACUGCUCUUUGAGGCCAAUUAUCUGAAUUUAGUCCUGCCUCUGGAUCACACAGCUACAAGACUCUGAACUAGUUGCUUUGGACUCCUAGGGUUGAAAGUCGAAUGGAUCAAUUGUUGUAACUGUUUUAUCUUACAGCCUGGGGAAGGGAGGGGGCGGGGCAGUGCAGAUGAGAGAAGGGAAUGACUUGUCCAGGAUGAUGCAUAUUUUAGUUAUUUAGAAUGAGAUUUCCCUUUUUAUUAUUGCUUCUUAGAUUUUGUUAUAAUAUACAUUGUAGUUGAUUUUUGAGGGUUUAUUUUGUAAUUUGCAACUUUAUAAAAGCUAUCGUCUCAGUAAGUAUCUUCACUGAUUCUCUAGAAUUUUCCAAAUAUAUUGUCAUAUCUUUAGCAAAUUGUGAAAGUUUUAUAAAGUUUUACAUAUAUGUAUAUCUAUGUAUACAUAUAUGUGUAUAUGUAUACAUAUAUAAUCUCACACUCAUAUACAUGCACACACAAAUAUACUUUCAGAACUCUGCCAAAUAAUUGUCAGGAAAGUGGGCAUCCAGGCUUUACACCUUUAUUUAUAGGAAAAGAUUCAAGUGCAUCCCCAUUACAUAUGAUGCUAAUAGCUCUUGAAUGCUUUUUGUGGUAUUUUUUGAAAAUUCCUCGAUGAGUGAAGUGAGCAGAACCAGGAGAAUGUUGUGCACAGUAAUAGCAACCUUGUGCGAUGACUGACUUUGAUAGA
Molecule: messenger RNA, 2022 nt
Organism: Vombatus ursinus (common wombat)
Lineage: Eukaryota; Metazoa; Chordata; Mammalia; Diprotodontia; Vombatidae
Product: apolipoprotein L2-like
Exons: 3
Coding region: 409-1173 (254 amino acids)
Biological process (GO): lipoprotein metabolic process; lipid transport
Cellular component (GO): extracellular region; membrane
Molecular function (GO): lipid binding
Source: RefSeq, a predicted model, not a curated record